AUGGCCACCAAACCGCUACAAACCAACAACAACAACGUCAAUGCCCCGCGUCCCAAGAAGACAAUCGAGGAGAUGUACCAGAAGAAGUCACAGCUCGAACACAUCCUCCUCCGUCCCGACACCUACAUAGGAUCCAUCGAGAAACACACGCAGACCCUCUGGGUCUACGAGAACGAGGAGAUGGUCAACCGCCCCGUCACCUACGUCCCGGGGCUCUACAAGAUCUUCGACGAGAUACUCGUCAACGCGGCCGACAACAAGCAGAGAGACCCCAAGAUGGAUUCCCUCGAAGUCGUGAUCGACGUCGCGCGGAAUCUCAUCAGUGUUUGUAACGGUGGAGAUGGAGUCCCCGUGGAGGUUCAUAGGGAGGAAGGGGUUUAUGUGCCUGAGAUGAUUUUUGGUCAUUUGUUGACGAGUAGUAACUAUGAUGAUAAUGUGAAGAAGACGACUGGUGGAAGAAAUGGGUAUGGUGCGAAGCUUACUAAUAUCUUCUCUACUGAGUUUACCAUUGAAACUGCUGAUGGGAAGAGGCAGAAGCAGUACAAGCAGGUGUUUGAAAACAACAUGGGGAAGAAGUCAGUACCGGUGAUAACCAAGUGCAAGAAGAGUGAUAACUGGACCAAAGUCUCGUUCAAACCAGACUUAGGGAAGUUCAAGAUGACUCAUUUAGAAGAUGAUGUGGUUGCUUUAAUGACCAAAAGAGUGUUUGAUAUUGCUGGGUGUUUAGGAAAGACUGUGAAGGUGAAGCUGAAUGGGAAGCAGAUUCCAAUAAAAUCAUUUGGUGAUUAUGUUGAUUUGUACUUAAGUGCUGCUAACAAGUCAAGGAGUGAACCUCUCCCAAGGAUGAUUGAGAAAGUUAAUGACAGAUGGGAGGUUUGUGUGAGCAUAAGUGAAGGACAGUUUAAACAGAUCACAAACUACAUCGUUGAUAUUGUGUACAUGAAGAAAGAAAACGCUUACGUUAGAGCUCACAAUGUUAAGAACCAUCUGUGGGUAUUUGUCAACUCCCUUAUUGACAAUCCAGCGUUUGAUUCUCAAACAAAAGAAACGUUGACUCUACGUCAGAGCAGUUUCGGUUCUUAUUGUGAACUUUCUGAAGAUAUUUUGAACAAAGUGGCUGAAUCUGGAGUAGUAGAAAAUCUGCUUUCAUGGGCAACUUUCAAGGAGAGCAAAGAGCUUAAGAAAAGCGAUGGAACCAAAGUUAGUAGAGUUUUUCAAGUUGAGAAGUUGGAGGAUGCUAACAAAGCUGGAGGGAAAGAAUCAAAAAGCUGUACGUUGAUUUUAACUGAAGGAGACUCAGCUAAGGCUCUAGCCAUGGCGGGGAUGUCUGUGGUUGGACGUGACUAUUACGGUGUGUUUCCCCUACGAGGAAAAUUACUUAACGUUAGGGAAGCCACCACAAGUCAGAUCACUAACAAUAAGGAAAUUGAAAACAUCAAGAAGAUUCUUGGACUGAAGCAAAAUAGGGUGUACGAGAAUGUUAACUCACUGAGAUAUGGACAUAUGAUGAUUAUGACAGAUCAGGAUCACGAUGGUUCCCAUAUAAAGGGUCUCUUAAUCAACUUCAUCCAUUCUUUUUGGCCAACAUUACUCAAGGUUCCAUCAUUCCUAGUUGAGUUCAUCACCCCCAUUGUGAAGGCUACACGCAGGACCGGUGGUUCGCGCAACCCUGAAGUUCUGUCAUUUUACUCGAUGCCUGAAUACGAAAGCUGGAAAGAAAGUCUGGGCGGUAAUGCUAGUGGCUGGACUAUAAAAUACUACAAGGGGUUGGGAACAAGUACUUCUAAGGAAGGCAAAGAGUAUUUUGAGAGCCUUAAUGUUCACAAAAAGGAUUUUGUGUGGGAGGAUGAGCAAGAUGGAGAAGCGAUUGAACUUGCUUUUAGUAAAAAGAAAAUUGAAGCCAGAAAAAACUGGCUUUCUCAUUUUGAGUCUGGCACUCAUCUUGAUCAGAAGCAACAGAAGAUUAGCUUCAGUGACUUUGUAAACAAGGAACUUAUCUUGUUCUCUAUGGCGGAUCUUCAAAGGUCGAUUCCUUCCAUGGUUGAUGGGCUCAAACCCGGCCAGAGAAAGAUACUGUUUUGUUCGUUUAAAAGGAAUUUCAUCAAGGAGGCCAAGGUUGCUCAGUUCUCUGGUUAUGUAUCAGAGCAUUCAGCUUAUCACCACGGUGAGCAGAGUCUUGCUAGUACGAUCAUUGGUAUGGCGCAGGAUUAUGUUGGCAGCAACAACAUAAACUUGCUUCAACCAAAUGGUCAAUUUGGCACACGGAAUAUGGGUGGGAAAGAUGCAGCAAGUGCAAGAUACAUUUUCACUAAACUUUCUUCAGCAACCAGAGUCUUAUUUCCCAAGGAUGAUGAUGUUCUCCUCAAUUAUUUGAAUGAAGAUGGGCAGAAGAUAGAGCCAACUUGGUACAUGCCUAUCAUUCCAACUGUGCUUGUGAAUGGCUGUGAAGGAAUUGGAACCGGGUGGAGUUCUUUCAUACCCAACUACAACCCUAGAGACAUUGUUGCCAACGUGAGGCGUCUACUUAAUGGUGAAAGUAUGGUCCCUAUGGAUCCUUGGUAUAGAAACUUCAAAGGAACUAUUGAGAAAACUGCUUCCAAAGAUGGUGGGUCUACCUACACAAUCACUGGUGUAUAUGAGGAGAUUGAUGAAACUACUCUCCGUAUAACGGAGCUACCAAUCAGAAAAUGGACCGAUGAUUACAAACAGUUCUUGGAAACUUUGAAGACUAAUAAUUACACUCCCUUUUUCCAGAAAGUUGGGGCUUACUAUGACGAUACAUCUGUGGAUUUUGAGCUUCAAUUAAGUGAAGAAAACAUGAUGAUGGCUCGUCAAGAAGGCUUUUUGAAGUUUCUCAAACUUACCACGACAAUAGGUACAACAAAUAUGCACCUAUUUGAUGCAAAUAAUGUGAUAAAGAAAUACACAACUCCAGAACAAAUUCUUGAGGAGUUCUUUGAGCUCAGGCUCCAAUACUAUGAAAAAAGAAAGAAAGUGAUCUUGGAGAAUCUGGAGUUAGAGCUACUGAAACUAGAGAACAAAGUGAGGUUUAUUCUUGGAGUUGUCAGAGAAGAAAUCAAAGUGAACAACAGGAAGAAGUCUGAUCUUGUCCAGGAGUUGAGAAAGAAAGGUUUCACACCAUUCCCCAAGAAGGUCAAGCCUGUGGAAGCUGCGGUUGCUGGAGCAGUAGAUUCAACUCAAGAAGAAUCUGAACAUGUUCCUGCUUCAAGCUCCUCCACGUUUAUAUCUGGUUCAGACUAUGACUACCUGUUGUCACUGUCUAUAGCUACGUUGACUCUAGAGAAAGUGCAGGAGUUAUGUGGAGAGAGGGAUAAAAUGAAGCAACAAGUUGAAGAUUUAAAGAAGGCCACACCAAGAUCUCUCUGGCUCAGAGACCUUGAGUCUCUUGAUGCAGAACUUGAUAAACUUGAUGUGGAAGAUGCUAAAGCAGAAAAAGAGAGAGAGGCAGCACAAAAGAAGCUCAGGGAAAAAGCUGGAGUGCCUUUAAAGACUGGAAGAGCAGUAGCAGCAGCACCAAGGAAACAGGCACCAAAGAAGACAGCAAAGAAAGAAAGUGUGUCAGACACAACAGAUGGUUCUAGCUUUGUAAUGGACAUAGGUGACAACGUAGUGGAAGUUGCAAAGGCUAAAGGUAGACAAGGAGUCAAUAAGAAGGCGCCAGAGAAUGAUGAGAUGAUUGAUUUAGCACAGAGAUUUGCUCAAUACAAUUUCGGAUCCACCUCUGAGAACACAAGCAAAACAGUAAUAUGUUUGGAUGAUGAUGAUGACGACGAGGUUGUUGAAGUUGCUGCACCAGCUAAAGCAAAGCCAGCGGCAGCUCCGAGAAAGAGAGCACCAGCAGGGAGGAAGAAGCAGGAGGAAGUGGUUGAGGCGUCACCGGAGAAGAAAGUGAGGAAGAUGAGAGAUUCACCGUUUAACAAGAAGAGUAGUUCAGUGUUGGGGAGGUUGGCUAAUAGUACUAACAAUGAGGAAGAAAGUGAGGAGGGGAGUCUUGAGACUGUUGUGGUUGCUGAAACUUCUUCAGGGAGGCCUAAGAGAGCAAACAGGAAGGAGUUGAGGUAUGUGUUGAGUGAUUCGGAGAGUGAGUCUGCGAAUGAUUCUGCGUUUGAUGAAGAUGAUGAGUAG
Molecule: messenger RNA, 4146 nt
Organism: Eruca vesicaria subsp. sativa (arugula)
Lineage: Eukaryota; Viridiplantae; Streptophyta; Magnoliopsida; Brassicales; Brassicaceae
Source: the annotation of a GenBank genome assembly